Molecule: messenger RNA, 2683 nt
Organism: Menidia menidia (Atlantic silverside)
Lineage: Eukaryota; Metazoa; Chordata; Actinopteri; Atheriniformes; Atherinopsidae
Source: the annotation of a GenBank genome assembly
CAAAACGGUCGAAGGGUGAAUACAAGUCAGGGACAGUAGCGUCUGUUCAAGCUUGACACAAAACGCCUCAUAUCAACAAGUUCCAUCGCUGGUUCAACAAUUACACUAUAGCACAUCUGCUUAGAGUUUGGGUGACGUUUUAACACCGUGAAAUACUUCCUGAAAAACGCCUGUUCCGAGGUUGGCAUUUCGUUUUACUUUGAAGUUGGGUCAGAGAAAAACAUGUCAAAGGUAGACUUCUGGCAGCAAGAUGAGCUCAAAGCUGAGCUAAUGCUUCAGUUUCACCUCAAGACUUUAAGAACGACCCUCAGAGAACAGCUGCAGGAGACGAUGAGAAGGCAGACAGAGGAACUGGAGAGAAGAAUUCUUCAGAAUGCUCUUCUGUCAUCAGAUGUCAAUGGGAAGUCUGGUGAUGUUAAAGCUCUGAACAAUAAACAAAAAUAUUUGGGAUUAAGGAGAUCCACCUCUUUAUCUGCUAUAAACUUGGAAAAAGAGAUCUCUCAGAGACCUUCCACAAUCUUGAAGCACUCCCCUGUCAGGAUUCAUCAGUGUGAGCGGUUUGUUUCAACCAAAACAACACAGUUUAGCAAAGAGGAAGAGGCGGAGGCUGAGUGUCAGAAGAAGUUCUGUGCUGUGCCCGUCCCUCACUGGGUCAUUCAGCCCAUCUACCAGGAGAUGAUGGAGAUGAGAGAGAGGGAAAGGAAACAGGGCCACGAGCAGAGGAAAGGAUUCUUGCUCUCUUUACAGAAGCCUUUCAGUUUCCAGGAGAGAGAAGGAAGGAAAAGAGAGAAGCCAAUAGCCUUAAACCAAGUCUUCCAAGAUAACCGAAACAAUAUUUGUGUUAGAAAAACUCCUCAUAAAGAAGUGAAGGGUGCACCAGACCUUAAAGCCCGACAGGAGCAUCAAGUUGGAAAGGGAAGGCCAAAACUUCGAACCGCUGAGCGCACCAGGAAAUCAAAGCUUGGAUUCCUAAACGAGGAGCCCAGCUUUAAGCCAAAAAUCAUCCAGCAGGUUCCUAACUUCAGCAGGCUGCACAAGGCCCUGCAGACAGAGGCGAUGGGAAAGCUGCAGAACAAGGAAGUGACAAAGUGUCAGCCCUUCUUCCUGAGGACAUCGGCUAUACCUGCACGAAGAGUUAUGAAAAGUCCGGAAACCUCACAGGUGCCUAAAAUAAGCACACUCGUCAGGAGCAAGUCACUGGGGGCCUUAACACUGUCCGCUGACACUCUUCCUACAUAUAUCACAGACGCUGUGAGGAAGCGCAGCAUGGCCAUCAGAGAUUCAAAGGAGAUUAAAGAAAGGAAGAGACAAGAGAGUGUGGACUGGUUGAAGAAUUACCAGAUGAGAUCCCAAUCCAUUAAGAAGGGCGUACUGCUCCAUGCUAAGUUUCUGGACCCACACAGCAGCUUGAAAGAGGUGUAUAAUGAAAAUCUACAGCGUCAUCGGGAAACUGAUCAGCACAGAAUGAGAGAUUACAUGAGAGAAUUACAGGACAUGAAGGCCAGAGUUAGGGAACGCCCCUAUUUGUUUGAGCAGGUGAAACAGAGAGAUGAGAAGGCUCGUGCUGAGCAGACCUACAGGAGCAAGCUGAUGAAAGCGGGGAUAAAGGAGCGGUUUGUGGAAGAAGCCGGAGAAGCACACCCAUCCGAUGAUGAAUCAGAAACUAAUGACAAAAGCUCCGAAAAUGGCUUUCAAAGCAGGGAAGAAAAUGUAGACGACGUGGAGAAAAUUGAAGAUGUGGAAGAAUGAGCGUGAAGUCCAAAGGGGAAGAAAUGCCUUGAUCAAAAAGAUUGAAGCGACACUGAGUUUUUUGUGGCCUCUCCACUAGAAAACAACACUGUCCUCAAAAAUGAUUCAUGUCAUGGUGGACACCAAAGAUUUGAUAGCUGAAGACAAACGCCUAUAAAUUAUGAAAUUCUAAAACUUGUCCACUUUACAAUAAGGAAACUUUGAAUAUACAGUAGAAAGAGAACAACAUUUAAAAAAACUCUAUGCAUUGGAGGUUAUAUUUUUGUAAAUAAUUUACUCGUACAGACUGAUAUCGUGUGUAGUUGUUUUACAGCUUUGCCCAAAAUUUAAAGACUGCAAUAAAGAGAAUGAAGAUCACACUAUUACUGGAAUAAAAGUUGAAAAACCAAAUGAGCAUAUCAGGUUUGAUGGUUUCCAAAGCCAUUUUGUGGGAGGAUUGUAGCCCCAGCACCUUUCGAAUCCAUUUUAGUUUAGAGAUAUCAAAUGUAUCUGAUUUCGACAUGAACAUGUCCCGUAACAGCAACAGACAUCUGACAGGAACUUUUCUUAGAUGGUUGGGUUAGAUAUUUCUGCAGCCACAAUGCCAGCUAAAUAAACAGCCUUCGCUGAGCGUCUGUAGUCACACACCAGUUCAGCGGUCGGCUCCGAGCAGGCAAAUCCACAUCAAAUACUCGCAUCCGCAGCUUGCUGCACUCAUGUGCUUUGGCAGCUGGCUGCAGGAAUUUGGGAGAUCAUUUUAACUUACCAAUCACGCGGGAAUGCCUGUUUAUGUACAAAAAGCAUGAUCAAAGAGCCAUCCAGCAGAUCAGCACAUUAUGGGCUCGUGUGCCAUGCCCUGAAGCUGCUGCAUAUGUUUGCGGUGAUUUCAGAUUUGAACAUGGUUUUCUUAUAACAGAGCCAUGUGCACGUGUAAAAAGGGACUGUAAAUGUUUUC